Messenger RNA from Baudoinia panamericana UAMH 10762, 1146 nucleotides. RefSeq lists its product as uncharacterized. NCBI's taxonomy places the organism in Eukaryota, Fungi, Ascomycota, Dothideomycetes, Mycosphaerellales, Teratosphaeriaceae. The record is from RefSeq and is a predicted model, not a curated record. The transcript has 3 exons. The coding region runs from base 231 to 854 and encodes 207 amino acids.
GGAAACCCCAACUUUGCAUCCUUCGUUGCUUGCUUUGAUAAACGGUAGGUACAUCCGUUGUAAAACAUUGCUGCUACCUGUCUAGUUGGGAACGCGUUGCUUGUUGUCAUUCGUGCCUGCCUGACUGACACAAUGAAACACGGAAGCUUGGACUUCCCCACUCAAUACAUGCAAGCUCCAGUCUUUCUGGAUAACUUCGACGUUGUGCAUGCUGUACGACAACGUCGAAAAUGGCGGGUCUCAACAAACUCCCGCAAGAAGUCCGCGACAAGGUGUAUCGACUGUUCCCGGGGGUUGCCUGGAUCGACGUCGCUCAAACAUUCCCUGGAGUCACACCCUUCAGCGUAGAGCAACCAGCACUGAGCAAAACGUCGCGCCAAGUGCGCAAAGAGUGCCUCGAUGUCUUCUACAGCAAGAACAAGUUCCUCUUCGACCUUAGAGGCUGGAAGCACGACAACUACCCGCCCAGAUGGACGCCGCUUAACAUCUACGAGAAGUGGAUCACAGCUAUCGGAGAUGACAACGUGGCCCGCCUCCGCAGUCUCAGCAUCGUGAGCCAGAACUUCAGAGUCCACCUGACAGUCUCCGCCGAGCAGCCACAGCUCUCCUUCAAGUUCACCUUCACGUGGUCGAAGCCAGUGGAGACGGCAGACGGUGUACCGCCACACCUGGGGUUUGAGGGCGUCAUGAAGCACGCUCCGGAAGGUCUCCAACGCGUGCUGGAUGAGAUUCAUGCCAGCAGCCCCGACCGCCUCACCGUCGAUGGCUUGCUGCGCUUCGUCAGGUGCGUAAAGAACAAGGAGCCACCGGGCUUCGAGAAUUGUCCGGGGUCUUACGGAGACUGGUUGUACUGAGGGCUCGUUGCCUCCACACGCAGAACGACCGAAGGACUCCAACCGUUUCUAUGCAACCGUGGCAACUUAGGCUACCAGGGUGCCAUACUACCAUCAGGUGACCCAAGCACGUGGCCGAGCACGAGAAGGCAUCUCGACAAAUGUACCGAUUGCGGCUAUCAUCGAUAUACACGAGGACAUGAUUAAUGACCAGCGGGCACCGUGCUGCAAGCCUGUGGUGAAAGGCGGCAAAGGUUGUCCGCGUGUAACAUACGAAAAUGUACUUGUAGCUUCCUACAGCCUUCCCCAGUCC